UUCUAUUUGCCAAACUGACACACAUGAAUAGCUCCCUGCUGUUGUUUUAAAUUGUUUCAAAGUGCUUAGAGCAAAUUGGCAUGAGUCGCCCUUGCGAAGAAGAUGGGUCUGCGGUGAUAUGGUAUAGACUCUAGUGCAAAGGCGCAUUCGGCGCUCCUCUCUGAUUUAUUUAUUUUAUUUUUUGCAAGGCUCUGUACAGAGACGCCUAUCUCGUUUACAGACAGACUCCACGUUGACGGUUCCAAACGUUACAUCAUCACAGCGCUCGGUAGUAUGUAAAAAGAGCAAGGCAUUGUCGAUACAUUUUAGUGGAAAAAACCGCUGCAGACUGGAGCCUGCCGGUUACCUAGGUAACAGCAGAGGCAGUACGAGACCAGAGCAGCACUGAAACUGUCAGAUGGCCUGGAGAGGUUGUGUCCUGCGCCGGCAGCUCAGAGAUGUCUACCAAACUGUUGCCCCGGUUACGGUUAGCACGGCUACCAUCAGCCGAAUUAAAGAAUCUCAGAGGCGGUUCCUCCAUGUGGGAGAGCGGGCCUCUCUCACCAAGGCCUUCAGUGCCAGGGACGUGGCCACUUUUGCUGAGCUGACAGGGGACAUGAACCCCAUCCACCUGGACCCUGCCUACGCCAAGACCACAUCCUUCGAGAGCCCCAUCGUGCACGGGGUGCUGAUUAACGGGCUGAUCUCUGCGGUGCUGGGCACGGAGAUGCCAGGCAGUGGCUGCAUAUUCCUGUAUCAGGAGAUCCACUUCCCGGCCCCCCUCUACGUGGGAGAGGAGGUGCUGGCUGAAGCGGAGGUGAAGAAGAUUAAGAUGUCCUUCGCUCUCAUUUCUGUCUCUUGUUCGGUGAAGGACAAAGUAGUGAUGAAAGGAGAGGUGAUGGUGAUGGUGCCAGAAAAGAAAAAAGGAUGAGUCCAAGACCGAGUCCGAGACUGAGUCCGAGUCUGAGAGUCUGAGACUAAGACUGCCACUCCUCUUUUUGUUGAGUUCUGUAGGUGUUUGUUUAGUGUGUUAAGGGCAAAAUCAACAAACCUUUGCUUUAAAAUACUGUAACCUCCCCUCCUCCAUGUAAAUCUAAAAUGCUUUGAAUAUUUGUAAUGAUUAUCUAGGCUUAAUAAAUCUUCUGUCCCCAGUACA
Molecule: messenger RNA, 1135 nt
Organism: Anguilla anguilla (European eel)
Lineage: Eukaryota; Metazoa; Chordata; Actinopteri; Anguilliformes; Anguillidae
Product: hydroxyacyl-thioester dehydratase type 2, mitochondrial-like
Exons: 2
Coding region: 398-910 (170 amino acids)
Source: RefSeq, a predicted model, not a curated record